Molecule: messenger RNA, 1952 nt
Organism: Medicago truncatula (barrel medic)
Lineage: Eukaryota; Viridiplantae; Streptophyta; Magnoliopsida; Fabales; Fabaceae
Exons: 7
Coding region: 374-1393 (339 amino acids)
Source: RefSeq, a predicted model, not a curated record
ACAGACAUAAAUUUCACCUAGAUAUUACAGUAUUUAAUUUAUGACAGCGCAUUUUAGCACAAAGCAUAGGCUCCAACAUUAAUGAUGACGAGAACUACCGAAAUGAUUAGUUGAUCCAACCAAAUUCCACCACUCUCAGACAACAACAAGCGCACGUUAGCACACCACAAAGUUUCGAUUCACACGAGGAAGAACCCAGCAACCUUAACCCACCACCUACAAAUCCGAGGUUCUUGUCCCAUUUCAUAGAUCGAUCUAUUUUGGUGUCCCAAAUAACAUUUAACGUUGAAAAUUCGUUAAAGUUGCAAACUUUUUGGUCUGAGGAAGAGAAAAAGAAUCAAGGGCAAUGGUGGAAUGAAGAUAAUAAAGGGUUAUGAUGGCAAGAAGUGAGUGGGGGAUUCAACUUCAAUCAAGAGGAGGUGGAAAGUGGGUUUGUUCUUACAAGAAAAUCACUAUCUUAGUUUGUCUUUUCAACAUUGCCAUUGCUCUCUAUUGUCUUCGUUCUCUUUAUGCUUCUCUUUAUAUCUACUCUGGUAGUGUUUCAAGAAACAUUGUGGUGUAUAAACCAGAUCAGAUUCGAAAAAUGGAAGAAUCAAAUCGAAUCAGGACGUCAUACAAACCGGUGAAGUUAAUGAAAUUGGUGAAGGAAUUAGAAGGGGAGUUUUCAAUCCAAAAUACGGAGGUUGAGUUACCGCAGCACUUGAAACAGAAGAUAAUUGAUGAGGUCUUGCAGAGACUAGUUAGUUUGAAUAGCAGAAGCAAUAAUGGAUCUCACUCCCAAGGCAUUGCUAUGGAGCGAGAUGCAGUUGAAAAUUGGCGCAAGGAAAAAUUGGAAGAAGUUAAAUUGGUUUCUGCGGGAGGGAUUUCCAACUCUACCAUUUCUCACGAAGAGGCAGGGAUGCUAGUAAAAGCUCUGGAGUCCGAUUGGGCUGUGCUUGCCGAAGAAAUUGGCCUAUGGAUACCUGUUGAGGUUGUGAAUGUAGAACAUAAUGACAAACCUGAUGGUGUAGAGGAUUUAGAGGAGGAAGUUCUUCCAGGCAGGGCCCUUCCACCUGAGUGCAAACCUGAACUUCAUACAGAUUAUGACGGUUCUGCGGUUAGAUGGGGUCUUACUCACCACAAAGAUAGUGCAGCUGAUUGCUGUCAAGCUUGCUUGGACCAUGCUAAACGUGCCAAAGAAGGUGAAAAAAAAUGCAAUAUUUGGGUUUACUGCCCGUCAGAAUUUGGAUGUCAUUCACCAGAUAUUUAUCAGCACAAACAUAUGGAAUGCUGGCUUAAAUAUGCAGAGAAACCCAAACUAAAUUUUAAGGAUAGGUAUCCCGAAUGGUAUCGAAAUUCACGUCCAUCUGCACCAGUGAUUGUUCCAUGGGCCUCUGGAGUUGUUGCUGCUUGAGAUAAAUAAUAACAAGCACAGAAGGCGGUAUGGUAUACCACGAGCAACCUAAGUCCGGAGCUACCUUGUAGAUUAUUACAGGCACUCAAAGCUAGCUUUGGCAAAGCCUUUGUCAUGCUUUGUGAAUUAUACUAUUUGUUGUUCAACAUGUUUUUGCCUUUUUAAAUUAAUGAGAUGGGGGAGUAAAGGAAAUUUUUCGGACAUGGUUUUGGUCAAAGUGCGAUUUUUGACAGGCUCAUAGUCUCCAUCCUAAGAAUUUUGAUAUACGAAUGGGUGCCUUAAACAUCAGAUUUUUCCCCCAACUACAUGUGUAACAGAGUUUUAGAUUCUUAGACGGUGUAAUCGGAGGUUUGAUCACAGAAACAGAUAUUUACUUUCUUGAAAAGUGUUUUGGACAUUGUUAUUUUCCACGUUUGUAUUCACCAAAAUGUGAAACAAACAUGCCUGUAACGGACGAGGAAAUUGUUUUGUUGUGUGAGCUAUCAUGAUUCAUUGUAUCAGGAAUUUAAGUUCCUACUCAUAAUAUAAUUCAUGUUCGAGAUAUUGUUAUUAUUGAUGA